UACGGUAAAAACGUCAAAAAUAUAAACUUGGGAUUUGUAAGCGUCUAAAUUACUUGGACAUUGUAUUUAGAUAUCAUUCGGCUUUUCGUCUCCUCUAUGGAUUCCUCGCCCUCCGCCGACAUGGAGGCGCUCAAGACGCUGUCAGCGCAGCCUCACCAGCACAUGUUCGCCUCCAUGCUGCAGUGGGUCCUGGAGGUCGGGCCGCUCUUCCAGACGCUCAUCGAGACGCAGACGCCCCGCGGCAUCUUCCGGCGUCACAGCAGCUCGUCCAAAAAGAAGCAGAAGAAAGACAAGAAACGCGCCAAUUUCGCCACAACCCCGUCCGACAACAGCCUCACGCAGACGGAACACGCAGAUCUCCACCAAUUAUCGCCGGACAUGGCGACUGCGCUCUUCCACCAGGUCGUGGAGAGCUGUCGUGAGUUUAUGGCUACAUUCUCCAAGACGCACAAGUUCGUCUUCCACCUGGCCAGUAUGAGACGGAUGUACUUGGAUUUAGUAGCCAUAGGAACAAAUCUGGAUCGCGCUGUGCUCUGUGCGGGUCUAAAUGCUAAAGUUAACGCCCGGGACUGGAAGAAACAACUCGACGCGGAUAGAGAGAAAGAGGAGGAAGAAUUGAGUGCAAGGGCGGCUAAAAACGCUCUACCGUUCGCACGCAACAUGUUGCCACACGAGCCCAUGGAGGCCUUGACGCUAUUAAAGUUCGAGAUCGACUUUUUCACGCCGGGAAACACCGCCAAACAUGUGGCUAGUAUGAAGAAGGUCUUCUUCUCUGUUGUACGCUCUUCGAACGGACGUGUAGCAAAGAUCCCGGACUGGUAUAUCCCUCCGUAUGCGGUGAAUUAUUCACGGGACAAAGUCAUGUAUGGGUCCGUGGGGACAGCCCAUCGAGGUGUCUGGAUCGACAGGAAGCCCAAAGAUGGCAAGAAACCUGCCAAAGAUGAUAAAUCCGCGGAACAACCUCCCAAGACUUAUAGAGUCGUGGUCAAGCGGAUUUUUAUCCAUGCGGAUGCUAUUGAACUUUUCCGACAAGAAGUGGAGGCCUGGUUCGCCAUGGAUCAUCCCAAUGUACUGAAAUUGUACGGCGCUUCACAUUGUAGUCGCCCUGCUCUUCUGGUGUGUGAAGAUGCCACAAAUGAGUCGCUAGUUAAGUAUCUGACUAGCCAACGCCAAGUUCAGGCGGACAAGAGAUGUAAACGAGGUCAAGCUGAGCAACCGUGGCCGUAUCGGAACCAGCGCCACGCACUGUGGAGCUUGUUUCUCCAAGCUGCCAACGGCUUGAAAUAUCUGCAUGAAAACCACAAAUUGGUGCACGGCAACUUGAAAAGUGACAAUAUUCUAGUCACUGCCGAUGGUCAAGUGAAGUUGACGGACUUUGGGCUCGGUAUACUGGCGCUGCAGAACCAGGCGAUACUGGAUAAUACUUUCCACGAACUUGGUUCGAGAGCGCCCAAUUGCUGGAAGCACAAGAAGCUACUGCGUCGUCCUUCUUUCCAAGACGAUAUCUAUUCAUUUGGAAUGUGUGUCCUGGAUGUUCUGGUGCCUAAAUUGUCGUCUAUUGCGCCUGAAGAGAAGGCGUUGAGACGUGUGGGUGAUGAAGACUUCGAGCCACUCGAGAAGAGCGUGUUGGAGCUCAUUUGUGAUGACACACAUAGGAAACUGAUUGAAGACAUGUGUAAGCCCAAGCCGGAAGAGCGACUGAAGCUGGCCGAUGUGAUCGUACGCAUGGAAGAAAUGCGCGCUGCUGCUGCAAGUGAACCCGUGGAUUCGAGCGAUUGCUGCAUGCUUUAAGAGUGCAGGAAGGCGCGAGAUUUUAUUUUUUUAUUAGUUUGAACAAUACGUAAGUACCUUGGUCAUUAUUGAUGCGCAUGGAAGCGUGAAUAAUCACAAGUCUGAAGUACAAUAGCACCCGUGGAUAUUAUAUUGUUGAGAGUAUGCAUGAAGAAGCGGUGGAUGCCUUCGCCUAAAUCAUUCCCCUUGUAUUAUCUUCGAAGCCAUUUU
This is a messenger RNA of Phytophthora nicotianae INRA-310, 2001 nucleotides long. Its product is annotated as TKL protein kinase. Lineage: Eukaryota; Oomycota; Peronosporomycetes; Peronosporales; Peronosporaceae. Gene Ontology annotation, biological process: protein phosphorylation. Gene Ontology annotation, molecular function: ATP binding; protein kinase activity. The transcript has a single exon. The record is from RefSeq and is a predicted model, not a curated record. Bases 97 to 1791 code for a protein of 564 amino acids.